Messenger RNA from Camellia sinensis, 1161 nucleotides. NCBI's taxonomy places the organism in Eukaryota, Viridiplantae, Streptophyta, Magnoliopsida, Ericales, Theaceae. The record is from RefSeq and is a predicted model, not a curated record.
AUGGUGCUUAUUAAAAGAGUUCUAAGAUGCUUCGAAGUUUUAUCUAGUCUUAGAAUAAAUUAUCGCAAAAGUGUGGUGUGUGGUGUUGGUGUUGAUGAUGCUCUCUUGCUCUCCUUUGCAAAGCUCCUCAACUGUCAAGUUCAUAGCCUAUCUCUGAGAUUUCUGGGCCUACCUCUUGGAGCCAACCCCGGGAGAAAAUCUACAUGGAAACCUGUGCUUGACAAAUUCAGAUCCAAACUCUCGGGGUGGAAGAGAAAACUGUUGUCUUUUGCAGUGGGGGGCGGAAAUAGAAUUAAGUUUUGGCAUGACAAAUGGUGUGGCAACACUUGCCUUAAGAAUGAAUUUCCCCUCAUUUUCAAUCUCUCAACUGAUAAAGAUGGUUCUCUUCAUCAAUACUUUGCAAGGAAAACCAGCCCAAACAAUUGGAAUUUUCCUAUUAGAAGAGUGAUGUUUACUUGGGAAUUGGAUGAAGAAUCUAGUUUGCUUGGAGCCCUAUCUUCAGCCCCUUCUCUGUCUCCUCACAAAGCAAAUUGUUAUUUUUGGGCUUGUGCUACUGCAAGCACUGGUGAGUUUUCUGUUUCUUCAAUAUACUCUUUCAGUAAUUCCACCCUUGGUCCUCAUCUUCCAAUCUAUAAUCAUAUUUGGAAUAGAGCUGUCCCCCUUAAGGUUUCUUUUUUCUGUUGGUUGGCUUGGAAGAACAAAAUUAAGUCAGCAGAAUUUAUGCACAGAAUUGGUAUUUUAGACCCUUCUAUCUCCAUCAGUUGCACCUUUUGUGUCUAUGACUCUGAAUCUGCUUCCCAUGUCUUGCUUCACUAUCCCUUUUCUUGGUUGAUCUGGUCUUCAAUUAUUCACGAAUGGGGGCUUUCUUGGUGCAUUCAAGAUUCAGUUGAUGGCCUUCUCCAAUGGUGGAUGAGUGUAAACUUCAAGCACUUUGAUAGAUUAAUUUGGAGAGCUAACCCACUCAUUGUUCUUUGGUCGUUGUGGAAAUGUAGAAACAAAUGUAUUUUCGAAAAGGCUCAACCAAAAUUUUCAAAUAUGAGUGAAUCUAUCAAAAUCAGAGCUGUACUAUGGCUGAAAGCAACCAUUAAAGACCUUCCCUUCUCAAUUGAUGACCUAACCUUCAAUUGGAGACAAAUUAGAGCUGGUUUUACAAAUCAUUAG